Hemiscyllium ocellatum (epaulette shark) is the source of this 1077-nucleotide messenger RNA. RefSeq names its product glucose-6-phosphatase catalytic subunit 1-like. Gene Ontology annotation, molecular function: glucose-6-phosphatase activity. The coding region runs from base 1 to 1077 and encodes 358 amino acids. Gene Ontology annotation, cellular component: membrane. The record is from RefSeq and is a predicted model, not a curated record. Lineage: Eukaryota; Metazoa; Chordata; Chondrichthyes; Orectolobiformes; Hemiscylliidae. The transcript has 5 exons. Gene Ontology annotation, biological process: gluconeogenesis; glucose 6-phosphate metabolic process.
AUGGACGCUGGGAUGGAUCUGCUCCACAGCUCCGGGGUAGAGCUGGUGCAGUACCUACAGAUGAAUUACAGGGACUCCCAGAGCUGGUUCACCUUCAUCUCUUUCGCCGCUGACCUGAGAAACACUUUCUUUGUUUUCUUUCCCAUCUGGUUCCAUCUGUGUGAAGCCGUGGGUGUCAAACUCAUCUGGGUGGCCGUCAUUGGAGACUGGCUCAACCUCAUCUUCAAAUGGUUCUUAUUUGGACAAAGACCUUACUGGUGGGUCCAUGAGACCCAGUUUUAUGCUAAUUCUUCCCUUCCCGUGGUGCAGCAAUUUCCGAUCACAUGUGAAACCGGACCAGGAAGUCCAUCUGGUCAUGCAAUGGGUUCAGCCGGAGUCUGGCAUGUGAUGGUCACAGCAUUACUGACCUUUGGAUUACAAAAGAAGCAGCCCAUCUUCCAAAAAUGGUGUCUCCAUGUGCUGCUAUGGACAGUGUUCUGGGUGAUUCAGAUCUGUGUCUGUGCAUCGAGAGUGUUUCUGGCCGCUCACUUUCCACACCAGGUUUUCUUUGGAGUUAUUUCAGGGUUGAUGGUGGCUGAAGCGUUUGGUCGGACUGAUGCAAUCUACAAUGUGAAGUUUACGCAGUACCUGAAGAUCACUCUGUCCUUGUUCUCCUUCGCUCUGGGCUUCUAUCUGGUGCUAAAGGUGCUGGGAGUGGACUUGCUGUGGUCAGUGGAGAAAGCCCAGAGAUGGUGCGCCCGAGCAGAAUGGGUCCACAUCGACAGCACUCCCUUCGCUGGUCUGGUCAGGAACAUGGGGGCCUUGUUCGGAUUGGGAUUAGCUCUCAACUCCCCCAUUUAUGCUGAGAGCUGCAAAGGGAAGAGGAGCCAGCAGUUCAGCUUCAGACUAAGUUGUAUAGUGGCUUCAUUACUCAUCCUGCAUCUGUUUGACUCAGUGAAGCCCCCGACCCAGACGGAAUUCCUGUUUUACUUUCUGUCUUUCUGUAAGAGUGCUGUUGUACCUCUGGCUGCUGUGGUAUUUGUUCCAUACUGUGUGUCACAAAUUGUAAACCGAGAGGAGAAGAAAAAGCUUCUAUAG